Molecule: messenger RNA, 1755 nt
Organism: Staurois parvus
Lineage: Eukaryota; Metazoa; Chordata; Amphibia; Anura; Ranidae
Source: the annotation of a GenBank genome assembly
AUGGAGAAUCGCAGCUUGGAGCUGGCACUGAGGGAUGUCUACCCAGCCUGUAGCAGGUUGCGGCGCUCUGCCUUGGAAAACUCUGGGAAGAGUGGGCAGGACUGCCCAGAUCUGGUGGUUAGUCAGGCAGAAGGCCAGUAUGUUCUCUGCAGGUGGACGGAUGGACUCUAUUAUCUGGGGAAGAUAAAAAGGGUCAGCAGUUCAAAGCAGAGUUGUCUUGUGACAUUUGAAGAUAACUCUAAGUACUGGGUCCUUUGGAAAGACAUUCAACAUGCUGGCGUACCUGGAGAGGAACCUAAGUGUAAUGUUUGUAGCGGGAAGAGCUCUGCGGCCCACAAUCAGAUCCUCAUCUGUGGAAAGUGCGGACUUGGGUACCACCAAAAGUGCCACAUACCUGAUGUGGAGAAUGAGGAGCACAGUGUUCUAGAGCCUUGGUUCUGCAGGCGCUGCAUCUUCGUGCUGGCUGUCCGGAAAGGAGGCGCUCUGAAGAAAGGCCCCAUUGCCAAGGCAUUGCAGGCUGUGAAGUUGUUGCUCACAUACAAUCCAGAGGAGCUGGACUGGGAUUCUCCACACCGAACCAAUCAGCAGCAGUGUUAUUGUUACUGCGGAGGGCCCGGAGAGUGGUACCUGAAGAUGAUCCAGUGUUACCGAUGUCGGCAGUGGUUCCAUGAAGCAUGUAUCCAGUGUCUGAACGAGCCCAUGCUGUUUGGUGACAGAUUUUUUAUAUUUUUUUGUUCCGUUUGCAAUCAAGGUAUGGAGUUUAUAAAGCGGCUUCCUCUGAGAUGGGUAGACAUUGUGCAUCUCACCCUUUACAAUCUGGGGGUGCUGAGUAAGAAGAAAUACUUUGAUUUUGAGGAGGUCAUUAACUUUGUGAAUGAGAAGUGGGACCAUCUGCAGCUUGGAAAGCUCUCUGUUACUCCACCUGAAGACCGAGGACAACACCUCCUGGAGGCAUUAAACAGCUAUAAAAGCCGGUUUCUCUGUGGCAAAGAGAUCAAGAGAAAAAAGUGCAUCUUCAGACUGAGAAUCAGAGUGCCACCUAGCCCGCCUGGUAAACUUCUGCCAGAUAAACUUCUGGGCCAGGCAGACAAUAGACCUGGAGGUGAAGUUAAAAAGAAGGGAAGGAGCAAUUGCAGCCUGCUGCCUCAUGACUGCCAGCAACAGAAGAGGAGAGGCAUUCGCCAGAAGCAAUCUCGGUUCCUCCUUGAGGACGCCAUCCCCAGUAGUGAUUUCACCUCAGCAUGGAGCACCAACCACCACCUUGCCAGCAUCUUUGAUUUCACACUGGAUGAGAUUCAAAGCCUGAAAAGUGCAAGUUCUGGCCAAAAUUUCACCUCUGAUUUAGACUCAAAUGAUGGGACCAGCACAUCUGGCUCUGCCUCCACCUGCCUAUCAUACGAGUCACGUGGAAACAUUGGAAGCCGCAAGCGGAAGCUGGCCUCUAAGACUUACACUGCUUUUGAAUCAAAGAGGAGGACCCUGGACCACUCAGACAGACAGAACAGCUGUGCUGCAGAAUCCAUGGAGUACACCCGAUUGUCUGACUUUCAAGAUCAUGCCGCUGACAGUCACGCCUUCGAGAGCCUCAGUGAGGAUGACUCUUCAAUGCCACACCUCAAACACUCCAUCACAACUUAUUUUGGUGCUGCAGGAAGGUUGGCUUGUGGGGAGAAAUACCAAGUAUUGGCACGGAGGAUCACCCCUGAAGGAAAAGUCCAGUACUUGGUAGAGUGGGAUGGAACCACCCCGUACUGA